This is a messenger RNA of Dichomitus squalens LYAD-421 SS1, 1092 nucleotides long. RefSeq names its product terpenoid synthase. The record is from RefSeq and is a predicted model, not a curated record. Bases 1 to 1092 code for a protein of 363 amino acids. The transcript has 5 exons. Lineage: Eukaryota; Fungi; Basidiomycota; Agaricomycetes; Polyporales; Polyporaceae.
AUGCCCGUGCCCGUCCCAAAAACCACCCCGGUCCCAGACCACUUUAUCCUCCCCGAUCUCGUCUCACACUGCAACUUCCCUCUCGCUUACCAUCCGCAUGGCGACACCGUUGCCGCCGAGUCCGUCCGGUGGCUCGACGAGGGGUGUCCCGAGCUGUCCCCCAAAGCCCGCAAGGCUCUAUACGGACUACAGGCGGGCGAGCUCACCGCGUAUUGCUAUCCGUUCUGCAGCACGGAACGACUGCGGGUCGUGAGCGACUUCAUGAACUACCUCUUCCACCUCGACAAUGUCUCGGACGGGAUGGUACGCAAAGGCACCGAGGAGCUCGCGGAUUGCGUCAUGAACGCACUCUGGUUCCCCGACCGGUACAUGCCCACCACAUGUGAAGGAAAGGACCAGCCGAUGGAAGAAGUCAGCGCAGGGAAGCUCGCCAGAGAUUACUGGACCAGGUGCACGAGGGAUGCAAAGCCCGGGCCGCAGGCUCGCUUCAAGGAGAGCCUAGAGCUCUUCUUCGAAGCCGUUCACCAGCAGGCGAGAGAUCGCGAUAGCAAACUUAUCCCAGAUCUAGAUUCGUACAUCAGCGUCCGGCGUGACACGAGCGGGUGCAAGCCCGUGUUUGACUUGAUUGAAUAUGCGAUGGACAUCGACCUUCCGGAGCAUGUCGUGCGGCAUCCGAUCAUCCAGGCCUUGAGCCAGGGCGCGAACGAUCUCGUUACUGUGCCAACACACAUACAACAGGACAUAUUCUCCUAUAACGUAGAGCAAGCUCGUGGCGAUACUCACAAUAUGAUCGUAAUCCUCAUGGAGUUGCGUGGCUGCGACCUGCAGACGGCGAUCGACUUUGUCGGCGAGCUGUGCAAGCAAACUAUCGAUACCUUCAUGGAGAAUCAGCGGAACGUGCCGUCAUUCGGCCCGAGGCUAGACCGGGACGUUGCGCUAUAUGUUCAAGGGCUGCAAGACUGGAUCGUGGGUUCUCUCCAUUGGAGCUUCAUGAGCGAACGCUACUUCGGCAAAUCUGGGGCGGCGGUCAAGAAACACCGGAUCGUGAAGCUCCUCCCCCGUCGUCCAAAAGCUCUGCGAGUCGGAGCAUAG